Molecule: messenger RNA, 1237 nt
Organism: Pseudoliparis swirei
Lineage: Eukaryota; Metazoa; Chordata; Actinopteri; Perciformes; Liparidae
Product: forkhead box protein D1-like
Exons: 1
Coding region: 30-1040 (336 amino acids)
Biological process (GO): anatomical structure morphogenesis; regulation of transcription by RNA polymerase II; cell differentiation
Molecular function (GO): DNA-binding transcription factor activity, RNA polymerase II-specific; RNA polymerase II cis-regulatory region sequence-specific DNA binding
Source: RefSeq, a predicted model, not a curated record
GGAGGAAGAGGAGGAGGAGAAAGUUUAGAAUGGGAGGCCAGAGCAGUCUUAAGAUGCAGUCCGAUGAGAAUGAAAGCGGAGUAGGGGAUGUGCGCCCGUUGUGGCUAGAUCAGCGCAUGUGUUUGGGGCCACCGGACACACUUCGGACCAUGACCUUGGACAGCAAAGUCAUGAGGGAGACGGGCGCCGGGGAAGAUGUGAACGACGCAGCUUUCUCACGGAUAAAUACGCGCACUCCCGAUUGUGAGCAAAGCGCUUCAUCCUUCUCUGAAGUGCGGGAGGAGGCACACUUUGCGCUCCGACUGCACGAGGGUCCUGAGAGGGUGGCCUUCUCGGUGAAGCCUCCGUACUCCUACAUCGCUCUCAUCACCAUGGCGAUCCUCCAGAGCCCGAAGAAGAGACUCACACUCAGCGAGAUCUGCGACUUCAUGAGCCAGCGCUUCGCGUACUAUCGGGAGAAGUUCCCGGCAUGGCAGAACUCCAUCCGUCACAACUUGUCCCUGAACGACUGCUUUAUCAAAAUGCCCCGGGAGCCCGGGAAUCCCGGCAAGGGCAACUAUUGGACCCUGGAUCCGAUGUCAGCCGGCAUGUUUGAAAACGGGAGUUUUCUUCGCCGGCGGAAACGCUUCAAGCGGCCACAUUUCUUUUUGAAGGACUUGAGGGCGAAGGAGCGCGGCCCAGUGCCGGUGUUCCCUCUCCUCGGAGCGCAAAGGAUGAGCUUCUUCCCCUCCCAGGGGCCCGGUUUGUACCACGAUCUGGGAUUAAGGAGUCGAUUAAACUCGCACGGCAGUCCCGCCAUCCCACCUGCAAGCAGCAUCAUACCGGCCCUCAGCGAGCUCCUCUUGGAGAACGUCCCCUCGUGGCUCUCCUUUGAGCACUGCGGCCCGGGACGCUGCGCCGCCGCGGGCCCCUCUCUGCCCCCGAGCUGCUCGCAUGUGUCUCCGGUGUCGCUGCACAGAAUGGUUCCCAGAUACCCCGUUUCUCAGCUGUCCACUUCCCCCACUGGGAUCAUAAAAGUGUCGUCUAAUUUAUUUAUGUAACUGUCUUCUUGCCUGCAGUCUGAGAAUAAACCUACAUUAUGUACAAAUCAAAUGGGAUUUUUUUUAAAUGAUGUGAUGGUGAAGCGUGCAAACAGGCCACCAAAUGUAUAUAUGUUUCUGAAUGUAUUGUACAGUUUUAAAAUAUGUUUGAAAAAAAACGUGAUUAAAUUGUUAGUUUGUGGAAUGAAAAAGUAAAA